UCCAUAAUUAUUGCAGCUCCUCCUACAUAUUGGUAUUUUGUGCACUGUUAUCGAAAGCCGGCGAUAACAACUUAAUGUUUGUCGACCACCAACAGCUGUUCAGAAAAGCAACGAUGUCUUGGCUAACAAAUACAUUUCAAAAGCUGCUGAUCGUGGGAGCAAAGACGUUACCCUUGGGCUCAACCACAACAGUGCGCCAGCUGUCGCAUGCGGAGCGUCGGGCACGCGGUCCUACAGUGAGACGCUAUGGCUACAAGGACAAGAUUUUCCAGAGUGGUCUGCUGCCGCAUUUAGACAAUGGUCAAAAGCUACCUAUGCCCGUGUAUCGACCCAAGAAUGCAUGGUCGGAGAAGCGUGCGCUGUUUGGCCAGAAUGACUACAUCGACAUCUUGGGCAACGAUCGCUUGCAUCCCACUCGAGUGCUGUAUUCUGUGCCCUCGUGGUUGCGUGGCGUGUCCGGUAAUGAGUAUCAGGUGUUGCUGCGGAAGCGUCGCCUAAUGGAGAAGACCAAAUAUCCAAUAGCGCGUCCCACCAAGUGGCGAGAGAUGGAGAAACGCAUCUUGUAUCUAUACAAAUUCCUAAAUAGGAAAACAAAAACAGGAUACUCCAAGCAGUAAAUGCUAUGUUUAAAUAAAAUGUUUUCUUUUAAUUGA
This is a messenger RNA of Drosophila nasuta, 653 nucleotides long. RefSeq names its product mitochondrial ribosomal protein L51 (gene mRpL51). Gene Ontology annotation, molecular function: structural constituent of ribosome. Gene Ontology annotation, biological process: translation. The record is from RefSeq and is a predicted model, not a curated record. The transcript has 2 exons. Lineage: Eukaryota; Metazoa; Arthropoda; Insecta; Diptera; Drosophilidae. Gene Ontology annotation, cellular component: mitochondrial large ribosomal subunit. The coding region runs from base 75 to 617 and encodes 180 amino acids.